UAUACGCGCGCACCACCGGCACUCGGCAGUGUACGCGACGACAACGGCGCGAUAACACAUCAACGUGCACCACUCCGACUGCGUUUCUUUCGGAACAGUUCGUGUAAUCGCGAAAAACAUUACUACCGUAUAACAUUGUUGUUUUGCUAUUUAAAUCAUUUUCAUAAAUACAGAGUUCAGCGAAAAACGUUGUACGGGUAUUGGGCGAUUUUGUGCAAAAGGCGGUAGCGAACCCGGUCGAGUGCAAUGACCGCAUAAUAACAACCCGUCGACAGCGGUUCGGUAGCGUUUUCGCGCCAGUAACGUGCACUGGUUACGCAAAAGGGAGUUUUUUAGUGGACGAUGGAGAAAAGGAUAUCAGGAACAGUAUUUGCCAAUGGUUCAUUUGUCGGGCGGUUGGUGGUGCUUUUAUCCGUGUUGAUAAUAGGACAAUCAGAUGGAAAGGCAUUAUAUCCGUCUAUAUUCAAUUUGGCUUCCCGAGCAAUAGUUACGGCGAAUGCGACAUGCGGAGAAACGGAAAACGGCGGACCAGAAGUAUAUUGUAGAUUUAAUAGUAUUGGAAACGUGCAGACUUGUGGCGUGUGUGAUGCUCGGGCAGGUGACCCAGCCAAAGCUCAUGGACCAGGUAAAGCUGUGGAUAAUAGCACGGGAACUUGGUGGCAAAGUCCGUCUCUUCAAAUCGGCGACCUUUAUCAUUAUGUCAAUUUAGAUUUAGAUUUGAAACAGGUAUAUCAAGUAUCAUAUAUAAUUAUCAAAUUCGGAAUAUCUCCGAGACCAGGAAAUUGGAUCUUAGAACGGUCCAUUGAUGAAGAAGGUUUACGUUACAGACCUUGGCAGUAUUUUGCAGUCAAUGAUGAGGAGUGUAUCAAUAAAUAUGGUAUACCGUCACACACCGGCGAUUACAAAGAUAGAAUCGUACAAGUCCAAAGGAACGCAACUUGCAUUACAUCAUGUUCGCGUUUCAAACCACACGAGAACGGAGAGAUACACAUAAAUCUUGUUAAAGGACAUGGACUUGUAAAUCUUUCAACAACAGACGUUUUAGAUUUUACAACAGCACGUCACAUUCGGUUUCGUUUACAGAAAAUAAUAUUUCCUAAUGACAAAUCAGGAGUUGUGGAUACUACGAUAUUAAGAAAAUUAUUUUAUUCAAUUAGAGACAUUUUUAUAGGAGGGCGAUGUGUAUGUCACGGACAUGCAAAAAAAUGCAAACAAAUAAUACAGAUUGCGGAACCUAGUUGUGAUUGUCUGCAUAAUACCUGUGGUUCAAAUUGCGACAAAUGCUGUCCGUUGUAUAAUCAACGACCAUGGAAGUCCGGUCCAAUCAUUUGUGAACAAUGUCAAUGUUACGGUCACGCAACAGAAUGUCGGUAUGACCCUCAUGUCGAUGCUGAAAAAUCUAGUAUAGACACAAAUGGAAAGUAUUCGGGUGGCGGAGUUUGCAUGAACUGUGCGAAACACACCACUGGUACAAAUUGUGAACGUUGCGAGACAGGAUGGUAUCGACCGUUUGAUAUAGAACCUGAUGAUCCUGAACCAUGCUUACCUUGUGAAUGUGAUGUAGAAGGGUCUGAUGGGACAUGUGUUAGCAGUAAUGACACUGGAAUUGGAUUAUGUAACUGUUAUAUAGGUUACACGGGUGCUAGAUGUGAUGAAUGUGCUCUUGGAUAUGAUGGAUUCCCUGAUUGUAAGCCCUGUGCAUGUGAUGAUCGAGGUAUCAAAACACCUCCUCUAUCUUGUAAUAGUCAAUGUGAUUGCAAAGAUCAUGUAGAUGGUGAUAAAUGUAAUCAAUGUAAAUCAGGAUAUUUUAAUUUAUUGGGAUCUAAUCCAAAAGGCUGUGAUAAAUGUUUCUGCUCUGGUGUGUCCUUGGCAUGUACCACAUCUCUUGGUUUGAAAGAGAUGGUUAUAAACCAAACAGAUGGAUGGCAUAUAACAGAUUUAAAACUAUCAAAUAUUAUAGAACCAUCAAAUGAUACUGAUAUAGGACACCUGUUUAUUAAUAGUUUUGAUGUUCCAUUUGAUCUUGAUACUGUAUUUUAUUGGAUGUCUCCUGAAUCAUUUAAUGGAAACAAGUUAGCGGCUUAUGGAUCAAAGCUCAAAUAUUCAGUUUCAUGGGCUAUUAUGAGAGGUGAUUCAAGUGGUAAAGAUAUGUUUGAUCCAGAAGUUAUCAUAAUUGGAAAAAAAAAUGUUUUAAUUGCUCUUAGCGAAAGAAGUUCAAGGAUGGGUAAUGAAGUUAAAGGUGACAUCAGCUUAACAGAAAAAAAUUGGUUUUAUAUUACAAAAGAUUUUAAAAAUCUUGAAAUACCUAUUGAUAACACUGGUGUAUCACGUGAUCAAUUUCUCUCAAUAUUGUCGGACAUCAAAUACAUUCUUAUAAAAGCUAAAUAUCAUACUGAUCAAGUAGAAUCUAGCUUAAAUGAAGUUACUCUUGGAUUUGGUAGUGUUAAUGGUACUGGGCGCAUAAUUUUAGAUGUAGAAAAUUGUACAUGCCCUAUAGGCUAUUCUGGACUUUCAUGCGAAACAUGUGACUAUGGAUUUGUGAAGCAAAUUGAUUCUUAUACAUCAGAAGUUCUUUGUAAAAAGUGCGAUUGUCAUGGACAUUCUCCAGAAUGUGAUCAACUUACUGGUCUUUGUUCAGUUUGUGAACACAACACUACAGGUGCAAGGUGUGAUGAGUGUCUUCCAGGUUUUUACGGUAAUGCAAAAGAGGGAAAACCAGAUGAUUGUAAAAAAUGUUCUUGCCCUCUAGAAGCAGACUCAAAUAAUUUCAGUGGUGCAUGUAUGAUAAAUUCUGCAGGGGGUUAUAUCUGUACUGAGUGUCCAGAAGGAUAUUCCGGCAUUCAUUGUGAAGUUUGUGCUCCUACAUAUUAUGGAAAUCCUUUAAUUAAAGGUUCAAUAUGCAAACCAUGUGACUGUAAUGGUGCUCCAUGUGACAAUAUGACAGGAGAAUGUACUAACUGUUUUGGUAAUACUAUUGGACUAAACUGUAAAGAAUGCAAACCAGGACAUUUUGGCAAUCCAACUCUAUCAGAUUGUAGACCAUGUGAUUGUCAUCCAAUUGGAUCACUUACUACAGAUUCUUGUAAUAUGGAAACAGGUCAAUGUCAAUGCAAAGAAAAUUUUACCGGAAGAACUUGUGAUCGGUGUGUGGAUGGGUUAGGCAAUACGACAGCUAAAUGUAUAGAUUGUACUUGCAAUCAUAUUGGGUCAAUAUCUGAUUUAUGUGAUCCUAGGACUGGUUUGUGUCCAUGUAAAAGAGGUGUAACAGGAGUUAGCUGUGAUACAUGUUCAAAAGGUUUUCAUUCUUUCUCUAGCCAAGGAUGUGAAGAAUGCAAUUGUAAUAUAACUGGAAGUGUGGAUAACAAUUGUAGCAGUAUCAAUGGGCAGUGCAACUGUCAGUCCAAUGUUAGUGGAAUCUUAUGCAACUCAUGCACAGAAGGAUACUGGAAUAUUUCGAAUAUGGGAUGUCAAAAAUGUCAAUGUGAUGAAAUUGGUGCCAUCAAUAACUUGUGUGAUGAAAUUUCUGGUCAAUGCUCUUGUAAACUAGGAGUGGGAGGUUUAUUUUGUGAUCAGUGCUUACCUGAUUAUUACGGAUUUUCCACUUUGGGUUGUUCAAAAUGUGAAUUAUGUGAUACAUCUGGACACAUUUGUGAUAUGGAUACUGGAAGAUGUGUAUGCCCUCAGCUGACUGAAGGUUCAGAAUGCAAUCAAUGCAUGUCUAAUGGUUUUGGCUGGGAGUACAAAAAAGGAUGUCAAGAAUGCCAAUGUGAUUUAUUUGGAUCUUUUAACUCAUUUUGUCAUAACAAAACAGGAACAUGUACGUGCAGAACUGGCUAUGGUGGAGCUAAAUGCAAUAAAUGUUCGUUUGGUUACUAUGGAUAUCCUCGAUGUCGACCCUGUGCAUGUGAUUAUGCUGGAACUGAACCUAAUAAUUGUAAUGGAACAUUAUGUGGUUGUGAUGAAUUUGGUCAAUGUGAUUGCAAAAUGAAUGUUUUUGGAAAAAGAUGUGAUCAAUGUAAAAAUGGAACCUUUGGACUGGACCAAACAAAUGCAGAUGGAUGCAUUCCUUGUUUUUGUUUUGGUCGUAGUAGUUCAUGUUCAGUAGCAGGUCUUACGUGGAAUCAAAUUAGACUACCUCAAACUCGAAUAUUAACUGUUCACUAUGAUACUAAUAAUAGCACUUUGUACAAUGAAAGCGAUUAUCCAGUCAAUACUCAAGAAAUUUGCUAUAUAAGUCUAGCAAAUCCUGAAAACGAAUUAAAAAUGACGAAAGAAGAACAAAAUCAAUUAUUGGUAAUUAAUAACUUAAAAAUUAUUCCAGGUACUAUAGGUAAUGUGGAAAUAGGUGUGAAGUAUUUAUUUGAUACACCUGUCUACUGGCAAUUACCUUCACGAUUUUCUGGUGAUAGGAUUUUAUCUUAUGGUGGUUACAUAAGAUUUUCUAUAGUCGCUGAAGGUGGAAACACUUUAUUUCCUCAAUAUAUUUUGUCAUCUUACCCAUUAAUUCAAAUUCAAGGAAAUGAACACAUUAUUCUUGAAUAUUUUCCAAAAUUUGUCAAUAAUGGAUCCAGUCAUCAAGUAAGAUUACACGAAUCAUUAUGGCAAAUUAAAAACAAUCCUGAUGCCAAAGUUAGUCGAGAAAUACUUAUGCUUGCCUUACAAAAUAUAAAAUAUAUAUUCAUUAGAGCAACCGAUUCUGUUGACUUUACAAGUGCUACUCUUAAAGAUGUAUGGCUAGAAACCGCAACAAUGACAUCAAGACGAUCUGCACAUCUGUCUGCUUCUCAACUAGUGGAGGUAUGUGAAUGUCCUCGAGAGUACAAAUCAUCUUCAUGUCAAGAUCCCAGUCUUGGUUAUUUUAGAUAUUACAAUAGUUCAGUUGGUGCAACCAUUAUAAUACAAACUGUAGGUGAAGCUAAACAAUGUCAGUGUAAUGGUCGUUCAAAAGUUUGCAAUGUAGAAACAGGAAAAUGUGAAAAUUGUACACAGAAUACAGGGGGUGCUCACUGUGAAGUCUGUGCUGAAGGCUUCUAUGGUGAUCCAUUUGGUGAAGGUUGUCAUCCAUGUCCUUGCCCUUCAGUUAAUAAAAAUUUUGCUAAGUCAUGUAAAAUCAACUUUGAUGGAACAUUAGUUUGUUAUUGUAAAGUAGGUUACAAAGGACCCAUGUGUGAUCAGUGUGAAUACGGAUGGUUUGGAUAUCCACGAAAAGAUGGCGGAACUUGUGAACCAUGUCAUUGUAACAAAUAUGGUAUGAUAAGUGAUGAAUGUGAUGAAGAAACAGGACAAUGCAACUGCAUGCCAAAUAUUACUGGUCGAGACUGUUCUAUUUGCCAAGCAAAUCAUGUGUUGACUAGUAAAGGUUGCACGUCAUGUGAAAACAAAUGUAUCAGUACAUUGUUAAAUGAAGCAACUAAACAAAUGAGGUUAUUAAAUGAAUCAUCUAUUUAUCUUGCUGAAGGAAUGAUUUCUCCCCCAUGGUCAUACUUAUUGUUUCUUGAAAAAAAUGUAACAUUAUUAAACAAUAUGCUUAAUGACUCAACAAAAGCAAAUUUGUUGUUGAUUGAUCUAGCUGAUGAAUUAGAACAAAAUGUUAUGAAAAAAGUUAAAUAUGCUUUUGUAAAGGCUAAGAAAACUCUGAAAGGAUCUCAUCUUAUUGAAAAUGAUGUAGAACUAUUAAAUAAAUUAGCAAAAAAUAGACUAUUAAACACUAUAGGACUUGAAAGAGAAAUAGAUGAGUUAGUUAUAAACCUACAGACAUAUAGUGUAGAAGAAAUAUCCCGAGUAAAUAUAUUAAGUACUCUAGAAGAAGCAAAAAAUUUGUUAAACAAAAUAAACAAUAUUGACUUUGAGCCAUCAGUUGAACCCUUAGUCAUACUCAAGGUAUGUUCUCAAGCUAUGGAAAAUUUACAAUUAAACACAGGGAGUCAAGCUCUGACUAUUGAGCUCAAAAUCAAAUUUGAAAACCUUUUAAAUAAAGUGAAAGACUUUGACCUCAUUUUAUCUAAUAUAUCUGUUAUUUCAGAAUCGGUAAUACAGUUAAAGAAAAACAAUCAAAAAUCUUUGUAUUUGGUCAAUAAAAUUAUAGAAGAUAUUAAUCGAAUGGAAAUUAUGUUUAAUAUACUUUAUGGAGAUGCUUCGAAUGCUAUAAAAAAGGCUAAAGCUAACUUUUUAUCGAGUUCAGAUAAUUUUGAAGAAUUGUUCAAUAUUAGACCCAGAUUAGAAAGCUUCAGAAAACAGUUUAAUAGUGGUAAAAAUAUAGAUGCUCAAUUAAAUGAUGAGUUACUUUUAGUGAACACAGCUGAAAUACAUGCAAGUUAUCUUUUACAAACUGCUCAAAAAUAUGCAGAAUUAUUUAAGCCAAUUAAACACGAUGCAAAUGUCACAUUACAAGCUAGUAAUGCUUACUUAAAUAUUGUUGAAUUACUUCAAUUAGCUCAUAAUUCAGCAAUCAAUGCUAGCAAAUUAGCAGAAACUUCAUAUAAAACUUCAUAUCCAGGAUUAUACCAAGAAAUGUUUUUUCAUAAAACAAAAACUGCUGAAGAAUCAUCAAAACUUGUUUACCAGAACAUAUUAGAAUCUAUGAAAAUUGUAAAUUCUUUUAAAACAGAAUUUGAUUUAGAAAUGAUGAACUUAGAAAACAUUAAAAAUGAUAUACGUCAAGUUAUUAAAAAUGAUAAUAGCAAUUCUAAACAAAUAACUGAACUAGAACAAUCUGAAGGUAUGAAUACUGAAUUUAAUAGGGAGGAUAUUGAUCCUUUGGUUGAAUCAUUGACCAAUGUUGAAACUAAAAUAAAUAAAAUUCAAUAUGACAUAGAUAGUAGACUGCGUCCAGCUCUAUUUCAAUUAAAUGGUGAAGGAGAACCAUCACUGACUGUUGCUCAAAAUAAAAUUGAUGAAGUUGAAAUUAAUGGCAAAAAAGCUAUAGACCUAUUAAAUAAUGUUUUUAAGUCUACUGAAAACUUUAAUAAAGAAUUGUCUUCUUGGAAUGACACUAUGGCAUCAAAACUUGAAAGUCUACGAAAUAAAAUUACUGAAGCGCGUCAAAUUUCUGAUGGUAUUCGAAUCUCAAUAACAGGUCUAGAAAGUGACAUUGACAAUGUUUGUAUUAGAACAUAUCAACCAAAAUUUCUAGAACCUAGUACUAGAACUACUAUAGUUUUGUCAUAUGCCAUAAGCUCUAAUGCGAGAGAUGCACUACUCUUCUAUCUUUUGAGUAAAAGUACCGGUGAUUUUGUAGCCAUUGAAAUGGUCAACCGAAAGAUAAGAUUCCUGUGGAAUGUUGGAGGUGGUAUUGGAGAAAUUACUCAUCCGAUGCAUAUACAAACAGCAAAUGAUCUAAAUAAUGAUCAACAUUGGUACAGAAUUGAAGCUGAACGAGUUCAAAAUGUGGGUAAAUUAUUAAUAAGACCUCAGGUAGUUCCUAGUGGAUCAUCAUUAGCUAUGAUGGCACCAUAUACAAAUAUGUCAGGGGCUGGCAUGGGGCGAUUGGAUGUUAAUUCUGAUGAUAUGAUAUGGAUAGGAGGAAUUGAUAAAGCACCACUUCCACCAUACCUACUCUCUAGGCAAUUAGGUCUAACUGGUUGCUUGCAUCAGGUAUGGUUGGAUGGAUGGCCUAUUGGUUUAUGGAACUUUAAGUCACAACCAUCUGGUAUUUGUAGCGCUUGCAUGGAAGGAGCUGAAGAAGUUGUUGAUGAUGGUUCCUAUAGGUUUUCUGGGGAAGGCUAUUCAGUUUUACACCAUGACAAUACUAUUGCUUACAAUAAAUAUUUGUUCAGUGUGUCACUGAACUUUAAAACUUUUGAUGAGAAAUCAUUGUUAUUCUUAGCUGAAGGAUCACAACCCAACCAAUAUGUUGAAAUCAGGCUUCAAGAUGGAAAAAUUGUUUUUCGUGUUAGUUAUUCAGGUUACUCACUUUUAGAAUUAUCCACCACAAGUAGGUAUAAUAUUGGUACUUGGACAAGAUUGGAAGCAACUAGAUAUUUUGACAGAAAAAAGAAAGUGGAAAAAGGAGUAUUAAAGGUAGGUAGUGAAUCAAAAGAAGGUGUACCAUCACCUCCACCUAAUCAAAAUGACAUACCAGAACUUUCGGAAACACAGUAUAUGAUUGGCGGAGUACCUCCAGGUUUUAAACCCAGCAAUAGCCUAUCUAAAUCAUUUUUAGGAUGCAUGUCGGAUAUCCAAAUAGCUCAACAAGGGUACAAUCCCAUGAGAGGGAACUCAUGGGGUGUACAUUCUACAUGUUCAGAUAAACCUCUGACUGUGGUUGGGUUCUAUGGAAAUGGUUAUUUAGAAUUAGCUUCACAUACUUUAAAAAAGAAAGCAUCAUUUGGAUUUAUGUUCGCUACUUUGCAGCAAGAUGCACUUUUGAUGAUGUCAACAACAGAAAUGCUUAUUUCUGGAACAUUUAAGGAUAAUGAGAACAUUGAAGAAAUCAAUAAUAAUAUAGAACAAGAGAACAAGCUUAAUUACUAUUCAGUAAGUUUAAGACGAGGGCAAAUAGAUAUUAGGAUAAAUGCGGGUAAAGGAGAAGUAAGAUUAGCCAGUGAAGGAUUUGAAUUUGGAGAUGGAAAAUAUCAUUCUAUUAUGGUGACAAAGAAUGGCAAGAAACUUGAACUUCGUAUUGAUGAUGUACUUCAUUCAUUUUCAUCUCUACCUGAAGGAUCAAGUGUGGUGAAAGCAUCAGGUGUUGCAGGUGGCUUGUUUUUGGGAGGACUUCCAACUGAAAUUAAUACUACUGGCAAAGCUGUGUCAAACAUUCCUCUAAUGGGUACAAUUAAAGAUGCAAUUUUUAAUGACCAGCUUUUGUAUUUUGAUUCUCCAAUUGAAUUUGAACAUGCAGCUAUUGGACAAGUAGGCCCAGUCCCACGACCUGGCAGUAAUAUAACAAAUGAGAUAGCAUCCAUGACUUCGCCUGAAAAACUAUCAGGGUGUGGGAAAGAAGGAAGUUUUUCUCUAGAACCAGGAGCUGUUAAAUUCGGUGAUAAUCCACACAGCUAUGUUCAAGUUUCUUUCUCAAAACGACAUAACGUGCAACGUAAUUUUAUAAUGGAUUUUCGAUUUAGAAGCUUCUAUUCAAAUGGAUUGGUGUUUUUGUUAACAGGUAACAAAGCCAGAAGUAAUUAUAUGGCUAUGCACUUGUACAAUGGUCGAAUCCAGUUAGUGUUAAAAGCUCGUAAAAGGAUAGAGUUAUCUACUCAAGCUGUAUACAAUGAUGGAAUGUGGCACAAGGUACAACUGAUUAAAGAUAACAGAACUAUUCACUUCAUCAUUGAUUCAAUAUCUCACGAAAAAUUGAAUUUAACAAAAAAACUAAACUUGGGUAACAUAAUGUAUGUUGGUGGUAUACCUGAAGAAAAAGAUAUACGGAUACCAGAGUUGUUGGAUAUUCAUCCAUUUAUGGGUUGUAUGCAAGGAUUUGCUCUAAAUCAUCAAGAAGAAGAAUUAGUUAGCGAAAAAGCCAUUAGACACAAAGUAGGGCAAUGUUUCCCUCAAGUUGAGAAAGGAUCAUACUUUCCAGGUGAUGCCUAUGCUAUUUACAAAAACAAAUACUAUGUGGGAGCACUACUUGAGUUAUCUUUAGAAUUCAGAACAACUCAAACCACUGCUAUUUUAUUGUCAGUAUCUGAACCAGAAGGAUACCCAGCAUUAUCACUUGAACUAAACCAGGGCAAAGUAGUUUUAUCUGGUGAUAUGGGCGAUCGCCGACCUUUCCGAGUAGAGCAGAGUUUUCAAUCUGACUUUGCUAUGUGUGACAAUAAAUGGCAUAAAAUUCAAGCAUUUUAUGUAGAAGACAAAUUAACGCUCAAAGUUGAUCAAUUUGAACAAAAAUAUUGGCUUUUAGACAAUGGUCAUAUUACUGAAGCACACACAAAUAGCCCUUUGUAUAUAGGUGGGCUGCCAGAUACAGCAUCUAGUGGUACUCUAGGCACAAGAGAAAAUUUUAAAGGCUGUAUUAGAAACCUAAUUAUUGGAAGUGAACGUACUGAUUGGACAGAUAUGGCUUCACUACAUAAUAUCUUAUUAAGUUCAUGUCCACUAGUUAUUUACUGAAAAAAAAAUUUGAAUAUUUUAUUUUUAAAUCAUGACUGUUAACCUUAAUUGUUUGAGCUGCCAUUGUAAAUAUUUUAAUAUUUUAAAAUCAUAAAUUUGUAUAAUAUGAAUUAACAUUUUAUUAUCAAUGUAAAUAAAAUUAUUUUUAAAUUAUUUAAAAUACUGAAUGUAAAUAACUGUUGUAUUAGUAAAAAUAAGGAAUAAUCAAUACUAUAUAAAUAAUAUUAUUAAGCUUUUUAUUUCACUGCCUUAUGUAUAUUUAUUUG
Molecule: messenger RNA, 10316 nt
Organism: Daktulosphaira vitifoliae (grape phylloxera)
Lineage: Eukaryota; Metazoa; Arthropoda; Insecta; Hemiptera; Phylloxeridae
Gene: wb
Product: laminin subunit alpha-1
Exons: 50
Coding region: 343-10050 (3235 amino acids)
Biological process (GO): axon guidance
Cellular component (GO): basement membrane
Source: RefSeq, a predicted model, not a curated record